AUGCUUGUCUGGGUGCAGUCGUGUUUGGCUAGUGGCGGGUGGGCAAACUCGCUGCGGCCGAAUUUGCAAUUCGUUUGUGGACUGCGAAAUAGUCUUCGCAAGACCAACUCUUUUGUGGAUUUCUCGGUUAACGACCCAGACGCCAACGUCGUACUUAUGCAGUUCGGUCACAUAGUAUUUUUCGCAGAUAUAAGUGUUCAAGUUGCACUACGAUUUUCCAUUUUCCCUCUUCGUAUUAUUGGGAGGGGAGAAAUCGGUGGAUUUGGCUGUUGCCGAUUCAAAGUUUGCUUGUAG
Leptosia nina is the source of this 294-nucleotide messenger RNA. The record is from the annotation of a GenBank genome assembly. Lineage: Eukaryota; Metazoa; Arthropoda; Insecta; Lepidoptera; Pieridae.